Pteropus alecto (black flying fox) is the source of this 2823-nucleotide messenger RNA. It is a transcript of the gene ACSM3, whose product is annotated as acyl-CoA synthetase medium chain family member 3. The record is from RefSeq and is a predicted model, not a curated record. Bases 988 to 2652 code for a protein of 554 amino acids. The transcript has 13 exons. Gene Ontology annotation, cellular component: mitochondrial matrix. Gene Ontology annotation, molecular function: fatty-acyl-CoA synthase activity; fatty acid ligase activity. Lineage: Eukaryota; Metazoa; Chordata; Mammalia; Chiroptera; Pteropodidae. Gene Ontology annotation, biological process: fatty acid biosynthetic process; acyl-CoA metabolic process.
ACUGUGCAGGCAUGAUAAAUAAGUAGCCAAUGAGUAAAUGAUCUCCUGUCCACUUCCCUCCCCACGGUUGGGCUAGAUUCAAAGCUCCAAGCCCUUGGCUGACCUUUGUGGUGACCAGACCCCUCAUCCUGAGCAGUCUUGCUCUCAUGAACUAAGGGGCGACUCGAGGGGCUCAUGAAUAACAAAGGCCCUCCUGCGACUCAGGGAAUUCCAAGAAUAUAGAGUCCAGAAGGACUUAGGAACCACGAACGAAGGCAAAAUUUAGUAUACGACAGGCACAAACUGGAAGAAAUGAACUUGAUUGACCAAGAGCUUCUCCAAAGUAAUAUUUAAUGCCAGACGACAGUAGCACAAGGUCCACAGUGUUCUGAGGGAAAGAAAACUUUCCGCAAGAACCUUGCACCCAGCCGAGUUGUUUUCAUAUAAAGUCAAUUAUCAACUCAGCGGAGGAAUAAAACUAAGGCAGGGAAGGCAGCCCUUGCGAGGAAAAAUAAACCUACUAGCUGUUAAACUCAACAGAGGAAAACAUUAACGAACACGUUCUUGAGCAUCAGAUCCACUUACGCAGGGAUCUGAGUUUCUCUGCCUGAGCACUGGGAGCAUUUGGGGUUGGAAAAUUAACUCGUCGUUGUAGGGGCUCUUGAUCCAUUGGAAGGUGUUCAGCGGCAGCCCUUAACUUCUUUCCUUUCCACUUCAAAGCCCCUCCGUCUUCCCCCGCCCUUGUCUCUUUCUCCUGGCCAGCCGCUCCAGCAACUCCACGUUGGAACUGAGUAACCGAGUCCUUCCUGUGACUCAACUGCUUUCCCAGCACUCCCUUCCCAAAAGCUUGCAGGGGGUGUAAAGCCAUUUACUAUGCGAGGGAGAGCACAGCGAACUGUGUAAGUUUUCAGGCUGGAAGUUUAGCCCAGAACUCCUGCUCCUCCCUCAGGUCCCCACCAAUCACGAGAAGGCAGUCCGGGCCAGCCCUGCUUUCCCAGGGUUACACUGAUGGCCGCUCCUCGUUUGGGUUUCCAAGCGCAGGAAAGCAGAUGGAGAGCUGGAGCUUCAAGGCUGCUCGUCCAGGAAACAGGUCUGCCAUCAGCCGCAGUGGUGCCAGAAUCUGUCAUUUUAGCUGGAAAGAGACCUUCCAACCCGGCCUUCUGGUGGGUAAACGGAGAUGGAGAAGAAGUGAGAUGGGGUUUUGAAGAACUGGGAUUUCUGUCCAGGAAACUCGCCAACAUCCUGACGGAAUUCUGCGGCCUACGAAGGGGAGAUCGCGUAGUCGUGAUUCUGCCCCAGAUCCCGGAGUGGUGGCUUGCAAAUGUAGCCUGUCUGCGAACAGGGACAGUUUUGAUUCCAGGGACCACUCAGCUGACCCAGAAAGACGUCCUCUACAGACUGCGAUCUUCGAAGGCCAAGUGCAUCAUCACCAAUGAAGCUAUGGCCCCCACGGUGGAUGCUGUUGCCCCUGAAUGUGAAAACUUGCACUCCAAGCUGGUCGUGUCUCAGAACUCCAGGGAGGGGUGGGGGCACCUCACGGGGCUGAUGAGACAUGCCAGUGACAACCACACCUGUGUGAGGACAAAGCACGAUGAGUUGAUGAGCAUUUUCUUUACCAGCGGAACGAGCGGGUUUCCUAAGAUGACCGGACACACCCACAGCAGUUUUGGUUUAGGAUUAUCUGUCAAUGGGAGGUUCUGGCUGGAUCUGACACCUUCGGACGUGAUGUGGAACACGUCGGACACGGGCUGGGCAAAGAUGGCAUGGAGCAGUGUUUUCUCUCCGUGGACCCAGGGAGCAUGUGUAUUUGCACAUUAUUUGCCGCGGUUUGAGCCGACAUCCAUCUUGCAGACUCUCGCCAAGUUCCCCAUCACGGUCUUCUGUUCAGUGCCGACUGCAUACAAAAUGCUUGUACAGAGUGACAUGACCAGCUAUGAGUUCAAAAGCUUACAGCACUGCGUGAGUGCUGGAGAACCAAUCAACCUUGAAGUUACUGAACAGUGGAGAAGCAAGACAGGUCUGGAUAUUUACGAAGGAUAUGGACAGACUGAGACGGUGCUAAUCUGUGGAAAUUUUAAAGGAAUGAAAAUUAAGCCUGGCUCAAUGGGAAAGCCUUCCCCUGCUUUCGACACUAAGAUUCUGGAUGAAAAUGGCAACGUCCUACCUCCUGGACAAGAAGGAGACAUUGGCCUUCGAGUCCUCCCUAACCGACCGCUGGGCCUUUUCACUCAUUAUAUAGAUAAUCCGACGAAAACAGCGUCGACUCUAAGAGGCAAUUACUACAUCACUGGGGACAGAGGCUAUAUGGAUGAAGAUGGCUAUUUCUGGUUCAUUGCAAGAUCGGAUGAUAUUAUAUCAUCCUCUGGUUACCGAAUUGGACCAUUUGAGGUAGAAAGUGCCCUGAUUGGGCAUCCUGCGGUGGCUGAGUCAGCUGUCGUCAGCAGCCCAGACCCCAUCAGAGGAGAGGUCGUAAAGGCUUUUAUUGUUCUGAACCCUAAUUAUAAGUCACAUGACCAAGACCAACUAAAAAAGGACAUUCAGGAGUAUGUUAAAAAAACCACAGCACCUUACAAAUAUCCCAGAAAGGUAGAAUUUGUUCAAGAGCUGCCGAAGACUAUCAGUGGGAAGAUAAAAAGAAAUGAACUGAAGAAGAAAGAAUGGGAAAAAAUUUAAAUCCAUUCCAUAAUCACAGCACCUAUAAAACAAAGAUUGUAGAAACCACAAGAUUAUGUAGAGGUGAUAAAAAUGUGACAGUAUGAUUAUAAACUAUUGAUUUAAAAUAUCUUGCGGUUAUAACAUCAGAGGCUGAAUCCUGAAAUAAAACACUCAGUAAAUUCCUCUGCA